AAUUUGUUCAUUUGAAGGUAACGACGGCCAAGCGGUUUAUUCUCUCUGUCAACCAUUGAUUUUUGAAAAUGGAUACUCAAAGCGCCUAUCCUCGUGGCUAUAGUCAGGAGCAUGACCCCAACAUUGUUGGGCAUCAACAUGGAGACGGGGAAGACGAGCAUCACCACGAGAAGAAAUCGGUUUUGAAAAAGGUCAAGGCAAAGGCAAAGAAGAUAAAAGACACAAUAAAAAAACAUGGGCAUGGUUACAAUCAAGACCAUGAUUAUGGUCACAACCAUGACCAUGAUUAUGAUCAUGAGUACCAUGAUGGUCACGUCCCUGAACAUCAUGAUUUAGAUGACGAAGACGAGGAUGAACAAGAAAUUGUUGAAGAUCCAGAAGUUCAUGGGGCACCAAUAUACGAGUCUGCGGCUGUUAAAAGUGUUGUCUCUGGACAAUCGGAAGAGUUGAGCCGUCCUGGAAUUACAUACGAGAGGUUAAUGGCCAUGGACCCGGAUCCUCUACCGCCAAGUGAAAGUGCUGAAACCUUUUAUUCUGGAAACUACAAGACAGAAGACAGUGAUCCAACGAACAGAUCUGUUCCUGGUCUGAAGGUCCAAGUGACAGAACAACCGAGGGUCAACUUUGAAAAGACAACUGCUAUUGUUGUAGAACCUAUAGCACCGCCAAACACACCUGUGUCUAGUUCUCAUCGGAGCAAAGAUGCUAAUCCUACCAAAACUUUUGUUCAUGGGCAAGAGGAAAAUGCAAGGCAGCCAAAAGUUAAUCUGCAAAGACCAAAAGGGCUGGAGGAGGACCCUGCUGCUCCAAAGGACACUCCGAAUGCUUAUACUACUACAAAUUAUCAGACCAAAAUCACAGACCCAAGUGGAAAAGGUGGAGAAGCAACAGGGAUAACCCCAAUUCUUCAUUCGUUGGAUAAAAUGAAUAUCCAUAAUAAGCAGGAUACAGAAAGAGAGGAGAACUUCCCUCCUGGAACUCAUCACAGGGCGUCACAUUUAUCGUUUCCCACGGGAAGCCAUGAUCAAUUCUCUCCCGAACCAACUACCCCGUUACCCAUCGAAACCUCGGAAAACCCCACACUACUCUCAGAAACCAUGGAUACCUCAAAACCUCAAGAGCAUUCUCGUAACGUCACGUCUGACAAGCCAUCAAACCAGAGCAGUUACACUGAGAAAAUCUCAUCUGCCACCUCUGCUGUCACAGACAAAGCAGUGUCAGCCAAGAACAUUAUUGCUUCAAAGCUCGGAUAUGGUGAAAAAGAUCAGACUACCAUAAAUGAAUCACAUGAAGGUCAAGAUGCAACUAAGCAAGCAUCAGCUAUAGACUAUGGAAAGAAAAUGGCUGCAAUUGUAACAGAAAAACUAACCCCAGUGUGCGAGAAAGUGACGGAAGCGGGAGGUAACGUUAAGUCAAAACUACAUGGUCCUGGCACUGGAACUGCGAGCGAAGUGGGAACCGAGGCGCUAGAGCGGGACAAGGGAGUGUCGAUGAAGGGCUAUAUUGCGGAAAAAUUGAGGCCUAGCGAGGGGGAUAGGGCCCUAUCAGAAGUCAUUUUGGAUGCUUUGCAUAAGCGAAAUGAGAAUCCUGAGAAGGAAACCAUGGCAAGGGGGAAGGUCACAGAGUCAGAGGAGGUGGCAAGGCGUUUGGGCAUAAGGGAUGAGAGAGACGAAAGGCCAGGUUCAAGCGCCGUGAAUAGUCCCAAUAAGGGCGUGGUGGAUAAACUUAAAGGCGCUGUUGGUUCAUGGUUUGGUAAAAGAGAGGAGUCACAAGAAAUUCAACAGGCAUAUGAUUCAUCAUACGGUAAUGCAGGUUUUUCAUGUUCUGCCGUCGAGAGAAGACUUGAAGAAGAGUCGGGCAGUUGAUUCGUUAAGCAAUUAAAAGGCUACUACAAUGGAGAGGGUUUCCCUUUACCCUUGUACGGACCAUGUUUUUUGUUUACAAAAAGUGAAUCAGGUAUUAUUCAAUGUGUGUAGACUAUAGCUAUGGGCCUAUGGCGUCUGGUUCAUGUGCGUGCACUCUACUGUUUCUUAGACUGCUUCCAGUGUGGAAUAUAUAACUAUCCAGUGAAAUUCUGAUCAAGAAAUCAGGGCUUUCAUUAGCAAUAUUUACGGUUUUACUACAUUUCACGAGAAUCAUCCCUGUGUAGUAUUCUCCCCUCCUAAUUUGGCUCUUUAAAGUUUU
Molecule: messenger RNA, 2184 nt
Organism: Durio zibethinus
Lineage: Eukaryota; Viridiplantae; Streptophyta; Magnoliopsida; Malvales; Malvaceae
Product: low-temperature-induced 65 kDa protein-like
Biological process (GO): response to stress; response to abscisic acid
Source: RefSeq, a predicted model, not a curated record